AUGACAACAAGGCACCGACUGGAAGUUUGCCAAGGCCCUGAUUGCUUUGGUUCGGGUGGGGGUGCUGUCCUGUUGGAACUGGAAGAACUGGCGCAAGAGACGCUGGUUGCAUCAAGCGAAACAGUUGGCAUUGUUCGCGGUGGCUGUCGCAACAAUUGUACCAUGGGACCCAAUGUGUACUAUUGGAAUGAUGAACAGCACUUUACCAAAGUCAAGGGACCUGCUGAAUGUGCUCACGUCGUCCAGCAACUACAACAGAGUCAACAAUCAUUAUUUGACGGUGCUGCUGGUGCUGGUCCAUCUUCCACACCAUCCAUGGCUACCAAGAUGAUGCUCCGAAGGGCCGAGCGGCAACGGUGGCAGUGCUGGAGAGACAUGGCACGCAUUCAAGCAGCAUCCUCUGGCACCAACAGACGCAACAGCAUCAUGGAAGAGAUUCAAAAGAGCAUUGACGAAUGUACUGCUUUGGAACUAAGGGCGUUCAAGAAUGACGCGCUUCUGUUGGCAAGGGCUACGCGGCGCCAACAACGCAUGCAGCAAAAACUCGAGGAAAUCAAAAAAGCCACAAUUCGCAGCAGCAGAACAGAUGAGACAUGAAGAAAAAUAUUCCAAGGCCUAAAGGCAAACAUGGUGCAGGAAGUUGCGAAGGUGGUUUUACCUGUGCCGGUACGGUAGCAGCACGAAUGACUUUGAUGCUGAUGGAAGCGAAGCCGUGGGCUCUGGUUUCCUGUCUUCCUCAUCAAUGACCACCGUGACUUGGGCUCGACGUACUCCAACCUGUUCCCUUCAUGGUGCUGCUUCUGAAUGAGGUUGGAGAGUGUCCUACUAGUAUCUUCUAGCUACCGGUACCGGUAGAGACAAAAUCUACAGCCAAUGCACGUACAAUAUUUUCUUGUUUGGAAUCUGGCUAGUGCAGUACGUGUAGCUGAAAUUCACAGUUGUAUCACUUUGACCACUUGCAAUUUAAACCCAAGGCUCGCCCACACCAAACGAUCGUGAACUCAAAUGCAGGCCAACCCAACCCAACCCAAUCCAACCCCAACUCGCUACUUCACUCCACAGCUAGCAUACACCAUCAGUGUAUGCCAUGUCGUCCUUCUUCUCCAAAGAGUGACGAGUCAAGCCAAUCCACUGUUUGUUAGUUGUCAAGGCAACAAGAAACAACCAGCCAACCAGCACUAAUGAACCGGGUUGGAGGUGUCAUGAUCGAGAACCAAUUCAGUCCGAAGCAUAUUAUGACACAGAGGCACCACAUGAAUUGGUACACCCAUCGAGGAUCCCAUCAAAAAUGGGAUUCGACAGUCAUGAACAAAGAACUGCUGCGUGCCAUCAUCAUCUGGACCAGCGAACUUGCUUGAUUUUCGAGUGUCAUCGUCGUGGAUUGGACCAGCUACUUGUACCAGAAACGUGGGCAUUGAUUCG
Molecule: messenger RNA, 1422 nt
Organism: Seminavis robusta
Lineage: Eukaryota; Bacillariophyta; Bacillariophyceae; Naviculales; Naviculaceae
Source: the annotation of a GenBank genome assembly